GGCGACGCUCCUCGCCAUUCCCCCAAGUCGUUUUCCGUAUUCUGCUACGCUUCAAGCUUUGACGUUUCUCUUCAAGACUCACUCACGACCCUCUCUCUCACGCACACCUUACACAGCAAUGGCCGGAGGAAAAGGAAAAUCUGGUGCCGAAAAGGUAGCCGCCAAGACCAACUCAAAGUCUCGUUCCGCUCGUGCGGGUCUCCAAUUCCCAGUCGGUCGUAUCCACCGUCUCUUGCGCAAGGGCAACUACGCGCAGCGUGUCGGAGCUGGUGCCCCCGUCUACUUGGCUGCCGUUCUUGAGUAUCUUGCUGCUGAAAUUCUAGAGCUUGCUGGAAAUGCCGCUCGUGACAACAAGAAGACCCGUAUCAUUCCCCGCCAUCUCCAGCUUGCCAUCCGCAACGACGACGAACUCAACAGGCUACUUGGCAACGUCACAAUCGCCCAAGGAGGUGUCCUCCCGAACAUCCACUCUGUCCUUUUGCCAAAGAAGACAAAGGGCGCCAAGGGCAGCCAAGGAGAAUCUCAGUAAACACCUACUUACACACGCAUACACCCUUCAUCGGUCAAGACCGAUCUUUGAUUUUAAAAAACGAAAUCAGAGCUUUUCAGCUCUACUUUUUUAGUGUAGAUAUUUUUGUAAAGGUGCACCUUGGUUUAAAUAUUGAAGAUUUGGCCUUUGUUUCCCCA
Spizellomyces punctatus DAOM BR117 is the source of this 687-nucleotide messenger RNA. Its product is annotated as histone H2A. Gene Ontology annotation, cellular component: nucleosome. The record is from RefSeq and is a predicted model, not a curated record. Bases 119 to 529 code for a protein of 136 amino acids. Gene Ontology annotation, molecular function: protein heterodimerization activity; DNA binding; structural constituent of chromatin. NCBI's taxonomy places the organism in Eukaryota, Fungi, Chytridiomycota, Chytridiomycetes, Spizellomycetales, Spizellomycetaceae. The transcript is spliced from 2 exons.